Molecule: messenger RNA, 1239 nt
Organism: Heterostelium album PN500
Lineage: Eukaryota; Evosea; Eumycetozoa; Acytosteliales; Acytosteliaceae
Exons: 5
Coding region: 1-1239 (412 amino acids)
Biological process (GO): protein ubiquitination
Cellular component (GO): nucleus; cytoplasm
Molecular function (GO): acyltransferase activity, transferring groups other than amino-acyl groups; ubiquitin-protein transferase activity
Source: RefSeq, a predicted model, not a curated record
AUGUCAGAAAUACAAGAUGAAAAGCAAAAUAUUAUUGUCGACAAUAAUGUCAGCAAAGAUAAUAUAGUUGUAGAUGAAAAUGUUAGAGUAGUUGAAGAACAGCAACAACAACAACAACAAUCAAACUCUGAAGUACAAAAAGAAGAAGAAGAAAAAGUUGAAUCAAAUGAAAAUAGUAAGAUAAAAUCAAAUAAAUUCAAUAAAGAUGAUUAUGAAAGAUUAAUAACUGAUCCUAUUACAAUAUCAAUCAUGGAGGAUGCUGUAAUUUCGACUUGUGGACAUUCAUUCGAUAGAAAUUCAAUUGAAGGUUGGUUGAAAAGACAGCCGAAUUGUCCAUUGUGUAAAAAACCAUUGACAAUCAAAGAUCUGACACCCAACUAUACAUUGAGAGAGUUGAUUCAACAGUUUGAUAAGUUGCAGGAGAUAGAACUUGAAAAUGACGAUCCAAGUAAAAGAGUAAUCGAUAGCAAAGAACAACAGGAGAUUGCAUCUCAAAUCUCUAGUAUGUUAGAUCAACUUACAGUUCUCUCAAGUAAAAUCAACCCAAACAACAACAACAAUAAUAAUAUCAACAGCAGCAGCAACAACAAUGUAAAUACAAAUGUAAAUAUAUUACCAAAACCAAAGAAAGAUAUAGUCAUAAGAGAAUUAUUAGAGAAUGAAUGUAGUUUAGCAGCAAAACUAAUGGAAACAUCUUGUCACAAUGAUGUUUAUUGGAAGAAAUCAGGUGGUGAAUGGUAUUGUGAAAAGAUGUUAAGCUAUGCUGUCAAACGUGCAAGAGUAUGGGGUCUAUUCUACAAGAAUAGCGCAUCGGAAUCAAGAAAGUUAUCUGGUUUAAUGAUUUGUCAACCUCCAGGUCAAAUCGGUGUUUCUGUUAUGGAGAUGGUUAAAGUUGGAUUUGCAGCAGCACCUUUAAAGAUGGGAAUGGGUCCACUCUCGAGAGUGUUGGCUAUGUUUGACCUCUCAGAGAAGACGCAUCAACAGCUAACUAGAGAUACACCACACUGGUAUAUCAACUGUAUAUGUAUAGAUCCUCAGUUCCAAAAUCAAACAAUCGGUACUGAACUCAUAGACACUGUAAUAAAACUGGCAGACUCUCAGAAAGUUGCAAUCUAUACAGACACAGCAAGUCUUUCGAGUCUUAGAUUUUUCGAUCGAUUAGGUUUCAAAGUUUUAAGACAUGUUAGUCCAUCGUUUUGUCCAUUUUGGGCACUUAUGAGAUAUCCUCAAUCAGAAUAG